AUGGACUCCGGAGCAACAGCAUCCGUGAUCAACUCCAAUACAUACGCACUGCUGAAGAAGCCAAAAUUGCACAAGUGUUCUCGAGUUUUACAUGCGUUUGGACAUACACCAAUACCAUUGCUAGGGGAGCUGCACACUGUCGCAAAGCGCGGGGAGAAAGAGAAAGAAGUGGUCUUAAUUGUGGCAAAUAUAGAAACUUCGACCAAUCUCUUCGGCAUGGAUCUAUUUAACAUUUUCGGAUUCGAUAUCAUGCAAGUAUCGAACAUUUAUGAGGUGCAUAAUGACAAAAUAAGUGACCUCUGCAACAAAUACAACGAAGUGUUUGAACCAGCUAUGGGUGUCAUUAAAAACUUCAAAGCCACCGUAUUUCUGAAAUCGUCAGCAACGCCAAAGUUUUAUAAAAGCCGCCAAAUUCCGUUCGCUCAGAUGGACAAAUUUAAAGCUGAAGCAGACAGACUCACACAAGCUGGAAUUUGGAAACCAGUCAAGUUCAGCAAUUGGGCAUCCCCAAUUGUGCUCGCACCUAAGCCAGGUGGCGAUAUUCGUAUUUGUGGCGAUUUUAAACAGGCAGUCAACGCAAAAAUCGACGUCGAACAGUAUCCAAUACCAACAAAAGAAGCUCUAUUCCACAUCAUUCGUCAUGGAAAGCAGUUCAGCAAGAUAGACCUCAAGGACGCCUAUCUUCAGAUGGAAUUAGAUGAGGCUUCAAAAGAAAUCAUGGUGGUUAACACACCACUGGGCCUAUUUCAGUAUCAGCGCCUUCCUUACGGGAUUCCAAGUGCACCAGCCAUUUUUCAAAGAUACCUUGAGCAACUUCUAAAGGGAAUAGAAGGUUGUGGCAACUAUUUAGAUGAUAUCAUCAUCUCAGCACCUACAAGCGAGGAACAUCUGAACCGAAUCGACCAAGUUCUCAGCACUCUUCAAGCGAACGGCAUCAGAUGCAAAAGGCAAAAAUGCUUUUUUUUCAAGGACGAAAUUGAAUAUUUAGGGCGAAGAAUUAGCGCAAACGGAUUUCUUCCAGACAGCUCAGGCUUGGAGGCUGUAAAACUGUUGAGACCGCCUUCCAACUUACAACAAUUGGAAGCAUUCAUGGGUAAAGUCAAUUAUUAUUGUAAUUUUAUUCCGAACUAUUCGCAGUUGGCUGCUCCAUUGAACCAGCUUCGCAGGACAGAUGUAGCCUUCUUUUUUGGUCCACAACAGCAACAAGCAUUUACAGCUCUUAAGUCCCACAUUAUCAACGCAACGCAGCUAGCUCACUUUGACGAAAAUUUACCGCUAGUGCUCGCUACAGAUGCCUCAUCCUUUGGCAUCGGGGUAGUCCUUUCACAUCUUCAGCCAGAUGGAGGAGAGAGACCCAUUGUUUUCGCAUCUAAGACACUCGACAAGCAUCAGGUUAAAUACAGCCAAAUCGAAAAGGAAGGACUUUCCAUAAUAUUUGGAGUAAAACGUUUUCACCAAUAUCUUUACGGAAGAAAAUUUAUCCUGAUCACAGACCACAAGCCGCUUGUUACCAUUUUUAAUCCAGGCAAGCAUCUUCCGUUGAUGACGUCAAACAGGCUACAGCGUUGGGCCAUUAUUCUCUUGGCCUACAAAUUCGAUAUCCAGUAUCGAUCCACAUCUGCUCAUGGUAAUGCGGAUGCCCUUUCUCGCCUUCCAGUGGGUACAGAUCCAGAUUUCGAUAAAGAAGAGGAAGCUUGCCAUACUGUAGUCGAAGUGUCAACACCGAUAAAUUCAGAGCUCAUUUGCAACCACAUGGACAGAGACGAACUCCUCAAACAAGUCCUGCAGUACGUAUCUGUAGGAUGGCCAGAAAAACUUCAGCCAGGCAACGAAGCCCUAUUGCCUUACUUUAACCGAAAGUUGGCUCUUACUCUCAACAAAAAAUUGCUUUGCCUACACACAGACGCAAAUCGUGUAGUAAUUCCAGCCAGUCUACGUGCCCAUAUCCUAAAACUCUUACAUGAAGGACAUUGGGGCAUUGUUCGAAUGAAGCAGUUGGCAAGACAACAUGUUUGGUGGCCUACCAUUGACGAAGACAUCAAAAGCCUGGCCCAGUCAUGCAGCAUCUGCAAGUGCAACAAUCCUGCACCACCAAGAGAGUACCAAAGUUGGCCAGCAGCAACAACAGCAUGGGAGCGAAUUCAUAUCGACUUCGCCGGCCCAAUCUUUGACGCUAUGUGGCUCAUAUGUGUAGACGCCUUUUCACAGUUUCCAUUUGUAAUCCAAAUGUCGUCUACAAAAACCGCCAACACGAUCGCUGGAUUGUCUUCGAUUUUCGCCAUCGAAGGAUACCCGAAAACCAUGGUUAGCGAUAAUGGUCCUCAGCUUACAGCUGACGCCUUCGAAGAAUUCUACAAACUGCACGGUAUAAAGCAUAUUACCACAGCACCAUUCCACCCAGCAUCCAACGGAUUAGCAGAACGUUUUGUGCAGACGUUCAAAUUUGCAGUCAAGAAGAACCUCCAAGACGGUAUACCACUUAGGGUGGCUGUAACUAAAUAUCUUUCUUCUUACAGGUUCACUCCAAAUGCCCAAGGUAAAACUCCUGCCGAGUUAAUCCACGGUAGACCAGUCCGCACCGUGCUUAGUCAACUUUUCGAGAAGCCUGUCGAGGCUAAACAAACAAACACCAAGUACAUCCCUAAUCAAAUGGUAUACGCUCGAAACUAUUCAAGGGGAGAAAAGUGGAUUGAAGGCAUAAUCGACCGUCCAGUUGGAAAAAUGCUUUUCAUCAUUCGCACCUCAAAUGGCUAUAUCAAGCGCCAUUUCAACCAGCUGAAACCGAAGUUGUCAGCAAACAACUCCAUCGAGAAACCUCCAGAGUUUUGGUGGAUUCCGGAACUGCCAAAGCCAUCCUUAAACCAAGAAAUACAGCGACAAGAACAACCGCCAACUCCGCCAGUUGUUCAGCGACCUGAUCCUGCUCCUGUGUCUGGCCCUCCUGAACGCGCAGCAGCCCCUACCCAGCAGCCGAGACAAAUACAAUCUACACAACGUAGUUCCGGCAUACCAGUACGCCAAAGCAGCCGUGUUCGCCAGGAAGUCGAUCGUUUUAAGCCAAAGGACUUCAGACGAUCUAAAAACAUUAAUAAUUCCUAA
This is a messenger RNA of Drosophila ficusphila, 3099 nucleotides long. RefSeq lists its product as uncharacterized. NCBI's taxonomy places the organism in Eukaryota, Metazoa, Arthropoda, Insecta, Diptera, Drosophilidae. Bases 1 to 3099 code for a protein of 1032 amino acids. Gene Ontology annotation, molecular function: nucleic acid binding. Gene Ontology annotation, biological process: DNA integration. The record is from RefSeq and is a predicted model, not a curated record. The transcript has a single exon.